Stegodyphus dumicola is the source of this 1893-nucleotide messenger RNA. Its product is annotated as acetylcholinesterase-1-like. Gene Ontology annotation, cellular component: plasma membrane. Lineage: Eukaryota; Metazoa; Arthropoda; Arachnida; Araneae; Eresidae. Gene Ontology annotation, molecular function: acetylcholinesterase activity. The record is from RefSeq and is a predicted model, not a curated record. Gene Ontology annotation, biological process: choline metabolic process; acetylcholine catabolic process.
UCAGGCAAGUGUUUCCACUGACAUUAUCAUAACAUUCCGUCUAUUGGUACGAUUGCAUUUAAAGAAAUCAAUAGUUGCUUUGUAGUACAUAAGCUGCUAUUCUUUUAUUUUUUUUUCUUGCUUUGAACCGCUUUUUAAGGACUUCAUAGAUUAAAUAAACAUCAUUUGGCAACAUCUAAUUAGUACCUUAUUAUGAAAAUGUUUAAAAAACUAUUUCAAGGACUUGGCAUAUUAUGUGGCCUUUUGCAAUAUUUUCAAUGUUUCGCAAUAGCCGACAAAUCAGGAAAAACGCCCGUAGUGGAAACUAAACUAGGAAAACUUACUGGGACCACUGUUGAUGUUAACGGUACAUUAGUAAAUCAGUACCUAGGUGUUCCAUAUGCGAAGCCUCCAACUGGUGAAUUUCGGUUCAAAAAGCCCAGAAAACUUGAAGCAUGGGAGAAUACAAUUAAAGCAACAGAAGAGUCUCCAGCUUGCAUUCAGUAUAACCAGGCUCCAUAUCCUUGGUAUGAUGAUAAACCUGGUAAAAGUGAAGAUUGUUUGUACCUUAAUAUUUGGACACCAUUUGAAACAAACACAAGUAAUCCAAAAGCUGUUUUAUACUGGAUGUAUGGCGGCGGUUUUUUCCUUGGAUCAAUUCGAAUGGACCUCUACAAAGGCCACUUGGUUUCUGCUCUAGGAGAUAUCAUUGUGGUCACAGUUAACUACCGUCUAGGGUCCUUCGGAUUUUUGUUUUCGAACACUGAUGAUGCUCCAGGAAACGUUGGAAUCUGGGAUAUACUGACUGGACUUCAGUGGGUUAAUGAGAAUAUCGAAGCUUUCGGUGGCGAUGUGAGCAGAAUUACGAUUGCUGGAGAAAGUGCUGGAUCCAUUGCUGCAGGGCUACUGUCAGUGUCACCUUUAGCUCGCGGACUUUAUAAGAGACAGAUUAUGGAAAGCGGAUCACCAGCAUACACAAAUGCCGAUAACAACACACAAAACUUGGAUCGAAGUCAAUUACUGGCAGAACUAGUUGGAUGUGCAAAUGAAAGGCAUUCCAUCGUGACGGCACCUAGCGAAGUUGUGAAAUGCUUAAGAGAAAUUGAUGCAAUGGAUCUGAUUAAAGCUGAAGCCAGCAUAGAUCCAUAUUCUACUAGAAGUUUUAUUCCACAAUGGGGAGAUGCUCUGUUGCCAAAGAAUCCUCGUGUGUCCAUAAUUGAAGGCAAUUUUCAGGAUAAUGAAGUCUUACUUGGAAACAAUGGGGAUGAAGGAUCAUUUCAGGUAGCCGUUAAAUACAUAGAUACUUUUGGCUUCUUUGGCGAAAAAGAUCCUCAUAUCAAUAAUACAUUUGGUGAAGAUUUGAUCCGAGAAAUCUUUGCCAAAUUUUCUAACACAGAAGGAGUGGUGAAACACUACUUACCUGAUAACAUUACCGAAGACCAGCAUGAAUUAAUACGCCAACAAGUUUAUACUGCUUCUGGUGACUUUUCAUUGCUUUGUCCGACUGUCUAUUUCGCUGAGAGAUAUGCUGAAAAAGGUAAUAACGUAUACUUUUACCUGUGGGACCAUCGCCCAAGUACAACUCGUUGGGCCCCGUGGAUGGGUGCGGCCCAUUUUUCUGAAGUGCAGUUUGUUUUUGGAGAUCCUCUGAAGCAUCCACACAAUUAUGAGCCCGAGGAAGUUCACCUUAGCUCUCAAUUGAUUGAGUAUUGGACAAAUUUUGUCAAAAAUGGGAAACCAAGCGAGUCAUGGCCUCUAUAUUCCAAAAGUGAUCCUCAGUUUAAGCUCCUCAGCCUUAAGAAUAAAGAAAAGGGAUCUGGACCGAAUCGCAACAACUGUGAUUUUUUCAGACCGUAUUUCGGAUUUGUAACACCUGAUGUUCAAAGCUGUAAUAAAUGAGUCUAAAAAAAGGGA